GAGCGAGGCCGGCCGCCGGGCACUUCCUGUGGAGGCCGCAGCGGGCGCGGGCGCCGACGGGCCGAGCGCCGAGCGAGCGAGCGAGCUGAGCGAGCCGAGCCUCCCGCCGCCGCCAUGGGCCAGAACGACCUGAUGGGCACGGCCGAGGACUUCGCCGACCAGUUCCUGCGGGUCACGAAGCAGUACCUGCCGCACGUGGCACGCCUCUGCCUGAUCAGCACGUUCCUGGAGGACGGCGUCCGCAUGUGGUUCCAGUGGGGGGAGCAGCGUGACUACAUCGACACCACGUGGGGCUGUGGCUACGCGCUGGCCUCCGCCUUCGUGCUCCUCAACCUGCUGGGACAGCUGACCGGCUGCAUCCUGGUGCUGAGCCGAAACCUGGUGCAGUACGCCUGCUUCGGGCUCUUCGGAAUCAUAGCGCUGCAGACGAUUGCUUACAGCAUCCUGUGGGACUUGAAGUUUCUGAUGAGGAAUCUGGCCCUGGGAGGAGGCCUGCUGCUGCUGCUGGCGGAGUCGCGCUCCGAGGGGAAGAGCAUGUUCGCGGGCGUCCCCAGCGUGCGCGAGAGCUCGCCCAGGCAGUACAUGCAGCUCGGCGGCCGGGUCCUGCUGGUGCUCAUGUUCCUGACCCUGCUGCACUUCGACGCCGGCCUCUUCUCCAUUCUCCAGAACAUCGUGGGCACAGCUCUGAUGAUUUUAGUGGCCAUCGGUUUUAAAACCAAGCUGGCUGCUUUGACUCUUGUCGUCUGGCUGUUUGCCAUCAACGUGUACUUCAACGCCUUCUGGACCAUUCCUGUCUAUAAGCCCAUGCACGACUUCCUGAAGUACGACUUCUUCCAGACCAUGUCGGUGAUUGGAGGCUUGCUCCUGGUGGUGGCCCUGGGCCCUGGGGGCGUCUCCAUGGACGAGAAGAAGAAGGAGUGGUAACAGACCCCCUCCCUGCCUGGCUGAGACCCGUGGCCACCGAGGACUGGUUCGGGGUGGAUUGACAAAGCUGCCGGCGUUCACGUGUCCUCUCUCUCCCCUCCCUUGGUAAAGGCACAGAUGUUUUGAGAGUUUCUUUGCAGACACCUGAAAAUUGAUGGCUAAAUUUGCUCUGGACCCCUAACCUAGUAGCUGACCAUCGGAGCCGGCCGGCUGGCAGGCAGUAUUCCCCACCCCUCCCCCUGCCAAGGCAAGGUCUCGGCUUCUCAGAGCCAGUGGCGGGCUCGGCCACGGCUCCCGCCCUCGUUUGCUUCGGGGCUGCGGGUGGGGGCUUCCAGCUGUACUGUGAGCAGAUACAUUUGUGUAUCAUUCAGAGUGGUCUCCCUCUUAUUAUGCUUUCAGUUUACGUUUUUAACUAAAACGAAAGGAUUCAGGGUGGCUCAGCCUAACAUCAGACCCACUAAGUCCCAGUUUUAAACCACACCCAUGGCUCCGAGUGGUCCCUGCCCCGCACAGUAACACUCGCGGGGCCGGUGACGGCCUUGAGACCCAGACCCAAAGAAUGAGGCUGCCUGGGCGGGGCGGCUGUGGCCCCUGUUCACGGCGGAGGUCCCUCGUCAGAAAACCGCCUCAGACUGGGGCUGAUGUUUGAAAGGGCAACCUGCCCCCCCACCCCAGGAGCUUUAGUGGCGCGAGGUGGGGACAGAGGCGCUCCACGUCCUCGGACGCCCCUGGAGCCCGCAGGGACCCAUGCUCCGACCCUGGCCCGGCCACACACCUGCAGGUUGGCUCCCGGGAGGGGUGUGGGCCCGGUGGCAGCCGUGGGGGCCGGGCGGCAACACAGCGGGCUCUCAGACCAGUUACCUCACCCCAACCUCUGCACAGAGCCUCCGCUGAGGCCGCGGGCCCAGCUCCAACACGGCUGGGCGCCUGCGCGGUUCUCCCCCGGCUGGGGGGGGUCUUCCCAGGCUGUGCACCGCGGCCCACCCCCUCCCUAGGCUGUCGCUUACUCAGAUCGUCUAUCUGCUAUGCUGAAUGCAGCCCAAAUUACUUUUUAAGAUUUGUGAUGCCUUACCGAUUGGAUCUUAAUCCUGUAUUUAAAGUUUUCUAACAUUGCCUUAUACUGCGUUUCUCUUCUUGGGGGUACGAGCGCCUGUAGCUCUUCACCUGCUGGGCCGGAGCGACACCGUGGGGGGGCGGGUGGGACACCUCGGUGCCUCCCCUGACUUUCCUGGUGGCAGACUGACCAAACUCGCCCAUGUACAGGCCUGAGGGUCACCCCUGGGGAUGCUGGGGGCCAGUCCUGAGCCGGGGAACCUGCCCCCUUUCAGCUCCCAGAGGCUCGCCUGGCUCUGCAGCCCGGGGGGCCGCGGUGGCACACCCCGUAAGGGGCCCACCUGAGCCCGGGCCCCAGCGCCUGUGGAGGCCCAUCCCCACACGUUCCGAACCACAUCCCACCUGCACACCCCUCUGGCCUUUUGAAGAUGAAGCAACGGCUUACGGACAGAGGCUUUUCUACUUCCCAGCUCUCGGAUGCUCCCCACAGGAAGGGGGGCUCUGACUCCGGGUCCCCACCUGGGCGGGGCCGUCCCUGGGUCCACCCCCUUCCCCAUCAGCACGGCACAACAGUCCUCUCCAAUGACGCUCAGCCAAGGCUGUUCCUCCUCAACACCCUUUUUGACAGGGUCCAGGUCCCUCUUGGCCCCGUGCUCGCGAGGCCUUUACUGGUUUGUAGAAACAGGUUGACCCCCGGAGGCUGCGGGGUGCGGUCAGAGGUCAUCCUCUGUGCUGGAGGCUCUGGGCUCACCGGGCCCUGAGCAGACCGCUGCUUGGGACGGCAUGGACGCCUUUGCAGGGAGGAAAAAAAAUACCAUCUACCAAUUGGCUUUGACAAAACAAUUUCUGAAAAAUUUUUUGCUUUAUGUGGGAAAUAGGUAUAGAUCUCAUUUUAUGCUGUAUUUUAUAUCUUAGUUGUGUUUGAAAACGUUUUGAUUUUUGGAAACAUCAAAAUAAAUAAUGGCAUUUGUUGUA
Molecule: messenger RNA, 2952 nt
Organism: Neogale vison (American mink)
Lineage: Eukaryota; Metazoa; Chordata; Mammalia; Carnivora; Mustelidae
Gene: SURF4
Product: surfeit 4
Exons: 6
Coding region: 115-924 (269 amino acids)
Biological process (GO): Golgi organization
Cellular component (GO): endoplasmic reticulum; membrane; endoplasmic reticulum-Golgi intermediate compartment
Source: RefSeq, a predicted model, not a curated record